This is a messenger RNA of Aphanomyces invadans, 899 nucleotides long. RefSeq lists its product as hypothetical. Gene Ontology annotation, cellular component: ESCRT-0 complex. NCBI's taxonomy places the organism in Eukaryota, Oomycota, Saprolegniomycetes, Saprolegniales, Verrucalvaceae. Gene Ontology annotation, biological process: protein targeting to vacuole; protein transport to vacuole involved in ubiquitin-dependent protein catabolic process via the multivesicular body sorting pathway. Gene Ontology annotation, molecular function: phosphatidylinositol-3-phosphate binding; metal ion binding; ubiquitin binding. The coding region runs from base 54 to 782 and encodes 242 amino acids. The record is from RefSeq and is a predicted model, not a curated record. The transcript has a single exon.
CGACGUCAUGGGGGCCACUUCAGCAUUUCCGCGCUCUGUGACACGCGACUCCGAUGGGAGUACCCGCCGCCUCUGCCACGCCUCUUCAGUUCGACUUGUCCUACGAGAAGGUCCAGCCGGCUCCGUGGCAGCCCGACCACGCGAGCGACGCGUGCACGGCGUGCCAUGGACAGUUCUCAGCGUGGAUGCGGCGGCGGCACCAUUGUCGUGCCUGUGGGUGUCUAGUUUGUGCGGAUUGCAGUCCAACGAUGAUGCAGCUGCCCCAGUUAGGGUACACGACUCCCGUCCGCGUGUGCAAAGUUUGCAAACCUCCGUCGCGUUCCCUCAGCGCGACGUUGUCCUCCGUGUCGGACGACUCGUCAAGCGAUGGCGAAGCGGAUGCACUGGACGACGAAACGCUGCAGUCGGCGUUCGAUGAGAUCGCUACCCACGCGCGCAUGAAGCGUUCGCGAUACUUCAUCAAGUCGGAAGCAGUCAACUGGCUUGUCGACGCAGGAUGCAUGACGUCGCGGAUCGCGGCCUCGCGGGUAUUCCGCCGCCUGGUGCUCGAUAGUCUCAUCGUGGAAUCAAGCGAUGCGUUCUGCAUCAAUCGCGACUUGGACGACGUGCGCCGCGACUCGUUUUCCACCCUUCCGUCCAAUGACACGCUCAAGUGCCUGAACUGCACGCAUUCGUUCUUGAGUCGCCGAGCGCCCGUCGCCGGAUUCUGUUCCAUUGAUUGCAAGACGAAUGCCGAGUUCAGCCGGUCGGAUGCCCUCCGCAUCGAAGCGUUGUGUGCGUAGAAGACGACAGAGUACCUGUCCACGUUGUCGCCGUCGUCGUCCUAGUCGUCGUCAUGUACCAUACGUCGUACUGUUUCCCUGUUGUACCAUAACCUUAACCAGAUGCGUACCAUGUCA